Rubroshorea leprosula is the source of this 2159-nucleotide messenger RNA. The record is from the annotation of a GenBank genome assembly. NCBI's taxonomy places the organism in Eukaryota, Viridiplantae, Streptophyta, Magnoliopsida, Malvales, Dipterocarpaceae.
AAAAUCUGAAUCUGUUUUGCUCUCACAAGCCCCUCAAGAUGAUUUUAGCUCUAAUACCAAUUUUCAAAAUUUCUGCCAAUGUACCAGCCACUGCCAAUCCGCUGGCGGAAGAGCCUUCAGAGAUUGCGUCGAAUAUCAAUUACCAUGGGCUGUACAGUCCUCAUUUUUCUCCCUUCAAGUUCGAGUCCGAGCAGGCCUACUAUGCCACUACGGACAGCGGUGGCGAUCGCCUCAUUAAGCAAUGGAAUGAGACCUACCUUCACUUUCACAAUGUCAAUCCUAAGCAAGCAUACUACUUGCCAAUGGAAUACCUUCAAGGACGAGCUUUAACUAAUGCUGUGGGGAAUCUGAACAUUCAAGAUGCAUAUGCUGAUGCUUUAAAAAAGUUGGGACAUGAACUCGAGAAUAUAGUUGAACAGGAGAAGGAUGCAGCUCUUGGAAAUGGUGGUCUGGGAAGACUAGCUUCAUGCUUUCUGGAUUCCAUGGCAACUUUAAAUUUGCCUGCAUGGGGUUAUGGCUUGAGAUAUAAAUAUGGGCUUUUCAAGCAGCAUAUUACCAGGGAGGGCCAAGAAGAAAUUGCUGAGGAUUGGCUUGAGGUUCAGCAUGACGUAGUGUUUCCUGUGAGAUUCUUUGGUCGAGUGGAGGUUAAUCCAAAUGGAUCCCAAAAGUGGGUUGGAGGAGAGGUUGUGCAAGCACUUGCUUAUGAUGUGCCAAUUCCAGGAUACAAAACAAAGAACACCAUUAGCCUUCGUCUCUGGGAAGCAAAAGCUUGUGCAGAGGAUUUUAAUCUAUUUGAGUUCAAUGAUGGCCAAUACGAAUCCGCUGCACAGCUUCAUUCUCAAGCUCAACAGCUUGAAGCUUACUCUGCUGUUAUCAUGCAUCCCGGAUUUGUGCUGUUCUAUAUCCUGGAGAUGCUACUGAAAAUGGGAAGCUUUUACGUUGCUGUACAACUAAAUGACACCCAUCCUACUCUUGCAAUUCCAGAGCUUAUGCGACUGCUAAUGGAUGAUGAAGAUCUUGGUUGGGAUGAGGCUUGGGAUGUGACAACAAGGACUAUUGCUUAUACCAAUCACACUGUCCUCCUUGAAGCCCUUGAGAAGUGGUCACAAGCUGUAAUGUGGAAGCUUCUUCCUCGUCACAUGGAAAUCAUAGAAGAAAUUGACAAGAGGUUCAUUGCAAUGAUACGUGCCAGCCAUCCAGACCUUGAGAAUAAGCUUGCCAGCAUGCAAGUCAUGGAUAAUAAUCCUCAAAAGCCAGUUGUGAGGAUGGCAAAUUUAUGUGUGGUAUCUUCACAAACGGUAAAUGGUGUUGCCCAGUUACACAGUGACAUCUUAAAGUCAGAGUUGUUUGCAGAUUAUGUUUCUAUAUGGCCUACCAAGUUCCAAAAUAAGACUAAUGGCAUUACUCCUCGUAGAUGGCUCCGCUUUUGCAAUCCUGAACUCAGUACAAUCAUGAAUCAUUACCAAAUGGUUAAAACUGAUAAAUGGGUCACCAACCUUGACCUACUUACAGGUCUUCGACAAUUAUGUCUCAAAAGUUUAGUUUCUAGAUUUUCUGAUAAUGAAGAGCUCCAGACUGAGUGGGCAUCUGCUAAGAUGGCCAACAAAAGGCGUUUGGCACAGUAUGUACUCCAAGUAACAGGAACACUGGAUGGGGCUAAUGUGGAAAUCAGAGAGGAAAUAGGAGAGGAGAAUUUCUUUCUCUUUGGUGCAAAAGCAGAUGAAGUCCCUGGGUUGCGCAAAGAAAGAGAAAAUGGAUUGUUCAAACCUGAUCGCCGGUUUGAAGAGGCUAAGGCAUACAUAAGAAGUGGAGUCUUUGGAACUUAUGAUUACAAUCCACUGCUUGAGUCUCUGGAGGGGAACUCUGGUUAUGGUCGUGGUGAUUAUUUUCUUGUUGGUCAUGACUUCCCAAGUUACAUGGAUGCUCAAGCAAGGGUAGAUGAAGCUUACAAGUAAGAUAUUGGAGAUUCUAAUUUUAAAUUUUAUUCUGUUUUUACUUUCUUCUUCCCAUCAUACUUUGCUUGCUUGAGAAAUUGGAAGUGAUGCUAUUAGAUUGAGGAGAAGCUCAAAAGUCAACAGUUUCAAUAAUGCCAAGCUCAGUUUGUUUAACUUGUGUUCUAAGUACAGAAGUUAAGAGUGUAUUAAAUAUAUUUUUUCAUC